Messenger RNA from Pseudoliparis swirei, 1819 nucleotides. It is a transcript of the gene poldip2, whose product is annotated as polymerase (DNA-directed), delta interacting protein 2. The transcript has 11 exons. Gene Ontology annotation, molecular function: DNA binding. The record is from RefSeq and is a predicted model, not a curated record. Gene Ontology annotation, cellular component: mitochondrial nucleoid; nucleus. NCBI's taxonomy places the organism in Eukaryota, Metazoa, Chordata, Actinopteri, Perciformes, Liparidae. The coding region runs from base 39 to 1154 and encodes 371 amino acids. Gene Ontology annotation, biological process: error-free translesion synthesis.
GUACGUGCGCGUGCCCGCCUGUGCUCUCGGCUGUAAAGAUGGCGGCCUGCGCGUUGCGCCGAGGCUUUCUCAGCGCGGUCAGUAAAUACAACAAGCACGCGCACAGAAUCCUGAGCGCCGUUGACGGGCUCGAGGGGUUCCGACCGCGGGUCCAAUGCCGCGCCUGCGCACUACCCGGCGGCGUCCAGCAGCAGCGGCUCAUGUCGUCACGACCUGAAGGGAAGAUUCUGGAGACGGUGGGAAUGUUCGAGGCCGUGAAGCAGCACGGAAAAUAUGAAACAGGACAGCUGUUCCUUCACAGCGUGUUCGGCUACAGAGGAAUCGUCUUGUUCCCCUGGCACGCCCGGCUGUACGACCGCGACAUCACCCCCCCCAUUGCCGACAGUAAGCCGGAGCCUCCGGGCUCUCACGGCUCCAAGGAGGUGAAGGGGAAGACUCACACCUACUACCAGGUCCUGAUCGACACGCGGGACUGCCCCCACAUCUCUCAGAGGUCCCAGACGGAGGCGGUGACGUUUCUGGCCAACCACGAUGACAGCAGAGCCCUGUACGCCAUCCCAGGUCUGGACUACGUGAGCCACGAGGACAUCCUGCCCUACAACUCUGCCGAGCAGAUCCCGAUCCAGCACGAGCUGUUCGAGCGCUUCCUGUUGUUCAACCCGGCCAAAACGCCCCCCUUCACGGCCCGGGACACCCUGAAGGCCUGGCAGGAGAAGAACCACCCCUGGCUGGAGCUGUCGGACGUCCACAGGGAAACCACGGAGAACAUCCGGGUCACCGUCAUCCCCUUCUACAUGGGCAUGAGGGAGGCCCAGAACUCCCACGUCUACUGGUGGCGGUACUGCAUCCGCCUGGAGAACAUGGGCAGUGAGGUGGUCCAGCUGAGGGAGCGGCACUGGAGGAUCUUCAGCCUGUCGGGAACCCUGGAGACGGUCCGGGGCCGAGGGGUCGUGGGCCGGGAGCCGGUGCUGUCCAAGGAGCAGCCGGCCUUCCAGUACAGCAGCCACGUGUCUCUGCAGGCGCCCAGCGGACACAUGUGGGGGACGUUUCGUAUCGAGAGGACCGACGGUUCCCACUUCGACAUCCGCAUCCCCCCCUUCUCCCUGGAGAGCAACAAAGACGACAAGGCGCCCCCUGCUGGCUACACGUUCUAACUGCAGGUCUAGAGCCCCGCCCCACGUUUGAUAGAAAAGAAGAGGGAAAGAGAGAGAGGGAAAGAGAGAGAGAGCAACAGCACAUCAUCGAUCAACUCUGAGGAGUUACUGGCAGCCGCUGAAAUGUUGAGCAGGUUGUUUUUAUUGUUGUUGUCAUGGAAACAUUUCCUGCCAUGUUCAUGGAGCGAGCUCCAAGUCGGCUUCAACUCCUCCUCCUCUUCCUCUUCCUCCUCCUCCUCCUCCUUAUUAUCAUCACCAUCGUUUGAAUUCAUGUAAACAUUACAUCUCGACUUCAAGGUGAAUUUUUGGAGAAUGAUGCAACCCAAACGAAGCGGCUGCACUCUGAUCUCAUUCAAUGAAACUUUAUUAACAACUCUCACGUGAGCGACCGGCUGUUGUGUAAUGAUAUAAUUGAUGUAGCGUUCAGAUCCGUUAGACAAACACUCGUCAUCACAUGCUCUGUGAUGUAAAGCUGAUAAAGAUCAAACUUAUAACCCGGGUGGUUUAUAAACUAACGUUUUUAGGUCACACGCACACACACACAUGUUGGUUUUUAAGCUCCGAGUCUGGUUGAACCGACACGUGUUUGUUUUCGAUGUGAUUUAAAGCGACUGAAGGUUGAAAUGUUGAUGUUACUGUAAAUAAAGAUUAAAUUAGAGGACAAA